Portunus trituberculatus (swimming crab) is the source of this 1563-nucleotide messenger RNA. Its product is annotated as zinc finger protein Aiolos-like. Gene Ontology annotation, biological process: regulation of transcription by RNA polymerase II. Gene Ontology annotation, molecular function: RNA polymerase II cis-regulatory region sequence-specific DNA binding; DNA-binding transcription factor activity. The coding region runs from base 728 to 1159 and encodes 143 amino acids. The record is from RefSeq and is a predicted model, not a curated record. NCBI's taxonomy places the organism in Eukaryota, Metazoa, Arthropoda, Malacostraca, Decapoda, Portunidae. The transcript is spliced from 2 exons.
CUGAGAGAAGUGAGCCCAUGGUGCCACUUGGGUGAAGAGGAAGGGAAGCCUUGUCAGCUUCCUUCUUUCACUAGCCAUGCUUAUUUUUGGUCUGGCAGGGAGGUCCUCCAUUGGUGUGUGUAUUAUAACUAUCUUCCUACUGAAGUUUAUUAUGUAAGAAAUACAGCUUUGCCUGAUUAAAUAAGACAUAAAAAGAAGUAAAAAGUAUUGAGUUUGGCAGUGACUCUCCAUGAUACACAGGAAUUGUUACCAGGAGGAUCUGCUCAGUGCCUGCAGGGAAACAGAGGCAGCUCAGUGGUGGACAUGGGAGUGACUGGCAGAAGUUCAGGAAGUUAGUAAUAAUUUUCCACUGAUGAAAGGAUUUUACUGGCACAUGAAAAGUAUGUUGUACUUUUGAGUAUAAGAAUGGAAUGCUUAGCAAUUAUGAAACUUAAACUGUGAGAGAUGACUGAGCCAAGAGACUGUGUACAGUAUGAUGAUAAAAAGCAUGCCAAGGUGAGGUGGAUGUGCAGUGAAUGCUACAAAGAGAAAUGGCCAAUAAAGUGAUGCAUUAAGAACCAGACCUGGCCUGAGCACAUGAAGGGUGAAGACAGAUACAGGUUUGACAGCAUGGAGAGGAUUGCAGGGAGUGAUGAAGUGUGCUAAGCAGUGUGAUGGAGAAUGAAGUGUAGCAGGCAGACCACAGAACACAUGAGGUGUCUUGAGUGGAAGAUUUAGACAACAAAACAUGGAGAACAAGGUGCACAAGACUGCCUGGCAAAUCAUCAUCAAGACCAAAAAGCUGAUCCAUGUAAAUUUGGUUGCCAGCGUUGAGGGAGGGCAGCAGCGCAGCGGACCCUCCUUUGCCAGGAGUAUGUGGGCUGAUGGCUCCUAUAGUGGCAACAAACACUCUACAAAGGAACACCAGUGUCCCUUUUGUCCUUACAAAACCACUCUUAAGGGUAAUUUCAUUCGCCAUGGGAGGACACACACGGGGGAGAGGCCUUUCCCGUGUCCUCACUGUAGUUUCCGCUGCUCACAGAAAGGUGAUCUUGUCAAGCACAUCAGAGUCCACACUGGUGAGAAGCCUUUUGCAUGUACCUUGUGUUCCUACCGCUCCUCUCGCAAAGAAGUCCUCAAGGGUCACAUGCGCAUUCAUGCCACAAGGAACGUCACCUGAGACGGUGCCUGUGACACUGCUGACACCCACAUGGCUACAUCCAGUAUCUUAUACAUACUCAUUGCUCACUGCAGUCAUUUUAGUUUUCCUUUUUAGCAUUGUAAUAAAGUUAUUGUUUCCCAUUUUAGUUAUAUACAUGCAUCUUUUUAUUGCCUAAGGCACCAAAGGUAUUGGAACACUUAUUUGCAGAGCCAAACUUGUGUUUAAUUUCCAAAAAAUAUUUUGUACGUGUGCAGGUUGGAAGAAACUGCACCUCUGUACCUUUGGUGGGUGUUCAGCACUUCAUUGUAGGUAUCUUAGUGAGGGAUCUGAACCAAACAGCUGUGAUACACUUUCCUUUUAGUUAGCAACAUUGUUCAUCAUGAAGUACUGUGAAAAAUAAAAUUACACUAAUUUCAAAAUAA